GGAGCCGGGGAUGCAGCCGCCGCCCCGCAAAGUGAAGCCGGCCCAGGAAGUGAAGCUGCGGUUCGUGGAGCAGCUGACCACCCUUCAGAAUCGGCAGCAGCGGGAGGCCGAUUUGCUAGAAGACAUCAGGUCCUACAGUAAACAGCGAGCAGCCAUCGAACGAGAUUACGGACAGGCGCUGCAGAAGUUGGCGGCACCCUUCCUGAGGAGAGAUGGACACAGGGGCCAGGAGACCGAGGGCAGGAUGGUGUUUGGGUCCUGGCGCUCCCUGUUGGAGGGCACCGUGGCCGGGGGCCAGUCCCGGCUCCUCGCCGCCGACCGCUAUCGUGACCUGGCCGGCGAAGCUGGGCGCAGUGCCAAGGAGCAGCUGUUCAGAAAGGGUGCGGAACGUCUCCAGAGGGCUCAGGCAGAAGUGCUGGAGUCCGUGCGGGAGCUGAGCCGCAGCUGGAAACUUUAUGGACAGCGGGAGCGGCUGUGCAGCCUGGCACGGGAGAAGGCAGCGGACACCCAGGCCAGGCUGAAGCGCAGCGAGCAUAGUCUGUUCCACAAUCGAGCCAACCUCCAGAAACUCAGCUUAAAGCUCUCCACCCAGCUGGCCCAGUAUUCCCAGCAGCUGAGCAGUGCCCGCAAUGACUACCUGUUGUGCCUGGCGGCCACAAAUGCACAUCUUGGGCAUUACCACCGCGAGGAGCUGCCCGCUCUCAUGAAGGUCCUGGUCGGAGAGUUAUCUGGGCGGCUGAAUGACCACAUAGCCCUCCUGGGCCGCCUGGAGCUGGAGCUGGCUCAGCUGGGCUUGCAGCAGGCUCAGCAAAGGGAGCAGGCUUCUGCCCAGGUAAGCUGGGAGCAGGAAUGGCUUCUUUUCCUCCAGCAACCAGGCACCUUCUCUCCUGCCCCUCCGCAGAAGUUCCAGCCCGCUGGGGCCGACCAGGUGUGCAUCCUGGAGGCCAGUGGGGACAAGGCAGGUGGAGAGAGCGGACUGGAGAAAGAGGUGCAGCGCUGGGCCAGCCGGGCCGCCCGCGAUUACAAGAUCCAGGGCCAUGCGCAGCGGGUGCUCCGGAGGUUGGAGCUGAGGAGGCAGCAGGCGUCCGAGAGGGAGACCCCGGGAAUGGAUCUUCGGAUACAGGAAGUGAGGGAGAGCAUGCGCCGCGCACAGGUGAGCCAGGUGAAGGGGGCUGCUCGGCUGGCCUUGCUACACCAGGCAGGGCUGGAUGUGGACUGCUGGCUGCAGCCGGCCCUUGCCCAGGCCCAGGAGGAGCUGGAACAGGAGAGGAGGCUCAGCGAAGCCAGACUAUCCCAGAAGGACCUCUCUCCCACGGCCGAAGACCUGGAGCUGUCAGACUUUGAGGACUGUGAAGACAGCGGGGACCUGUUCGAGGAGCCAGCCCCUGAGCCCCCGCCCACCCUCCCCUUCCCCUGCUCUGGGCAUGUUGUCUUUGGUUACCAGGCAGAGCAGGAAGAUGAGCUCACCAUCACGGAAGGGGAGUGGCUGGAAGUAACGGAAGAUGGGGACUCCGAGGAGUGGGUCAAGGCCCGGAACCAGAGGGGUCAGGUGGGCUUCGUUCCAGAGAGAUACCUGGUGUUCUCAGCGUUGGUUCCACACACGGGGAUGCCCGAGAAUGAGGGUGAUGGCCCACCCAAAGGCAAUGCCCAGCCCGAUCCUGCAGAGAGCCUGGCUCAGGCCCUGUACAGCUACACGGCGCAGAGUGCGGAGGAGCUGAGCUUCCCAGAGGGGGCACUGAUCCGGCUGCUGCCGCGGGGCUGGGGCGGCAUAGAUGACGGCUUCUGGCGGGGAGAGUUCGGGGGUCGCAUCGGUGUCUUCCCCUCUCUGCUGGUGGAGGAGCUGCCUGGCGGCCCCGGCCCCCCUGAUGGCCCAGACCAGACCCAGCCGCUGCCGUCCCCCUCCCCGCCGAGCUUCUCUCCACCGGCCCCUAUCCCAGCCUUGGUUCCGGAGCUGCUUGCAGAAGGGCCCCAAGCCGACGCCUCCCUGGAUCUAACUCCUCCACGACUCCGUCCGGUGCGCCCACCACCCCCACCACCUGCCAAAGCAACCGAGCCCCCAGAUCCGCUCACCUGAGCCUCCACGGAUUCCCCACCCCCCUUCGAAGUCCUGGGGCUGCCACAAGUCAAGGCUGCAAUGGGCAUCCUCCCCUGCCCCUGGUGGGGCACUGGCACUCGGGCCCACCCAGGCCACAUCUGCAGCAGGCCCAGCGGAUGUGGCUGCACCAGAGGCUGGCUCCCUCCCCGCCCCAGGACUACGGGCUUCACUGCCCACUCCCCCAGGUGGGGAGGGGGAGCACCAGAAGGAGCAGGAGCCUGGCAGGGACCACUUUUUGAUUGGAGCUGAUUUAUUGAAAAUGCAAUAAAGGCCGGAGGCCAAGGGGAAUAUG
Molecule: messenger RNA, 2387 nt
Organism: Tachyglossus aculeatus (Australian echidna)
Lineage: Eukaryota; Metazoa; Chordata; Mammalia; Monotremata; Tachyglossidae
Gene: FCHSD1
Product: FCH and double SH3 domains 1
Exons: 20
Coding region: 11-2074 (687 amino acids)
Biological process (GO): regulation of actin filament polymerization; neuromuscular synaptic transmission
Cellular component (GO): neuromuscular junction; recycling endosome
Molecular function (GO): protein binding
Source: RefSeq, a predicted model, not a curated record